AUGGUGCUCCCGCCGCUCGCGCUCGUGCGCCGCCUGGCGCUACCGUCCACGCGCGCGCUGUCGUCGAGCGCGGCCACGUGGGGUGCGUUCGUGACCAUGGAAACGCGUCCCAACGGCGUUGCUGUCGUGCGCUUGGACGACAAGGCGGCCCGAGUCAACACGAUCUCGUCCAAGAUGACGGCCGAGCUGACGGCCAUGCUGGACACGGUCGAGCGCGACCCGCAGAUCAAGUCGGUGGUGCUCAUCUCGGCCAAGCCGGGCGUGUUUAUCGCGGGCGCGGACAUUGCCGAGCUGAGCGCGUGCCAGACGGAGGAGGAAAUGCGCGCAAUGUCGAGCGCCGGACAGAGUUUCAUGAACCGGCUGGCGGACUCGUCGAAGCCGUUUGUCGCUGCGAUUGAGGGCUCGUGUAUGGGCGGGGGCCUGGAAGUGGCGCUUGCGUGCCACUACCGCGUGGCGGCCCAGAGCAAGAAGACGCAGUUGGCGCUGCCGGAAGUGAUGCUGGGGCUCUUGCCGGGCGCAGGCGGCACGCAGCGCCUGCCGAAGCUCGUGGGCAUCCAAGCUGCGCUGGACAUGAUGCUCACGGGCAAGAACGUGAAGCCCGACAAGGCGCUGAAGAUGGGACUGGUGAACCAGGUCGCCGACGUGUACGCGCUCGAGAGCGCCGCCGUGGCCGCAGCCGAGCAGCUGGCGGAUGGACGGCUGAAGAAGACAGUGACAAAGAAGAAGGGACUGGUGAACCGCGUGCUGGAAGACACGCCGCUGCGGCAAGUGGUGUUUAAGAAGGCUGGCGAGAUGGUGGAGAAGAAGACGGGCGGGCAUUACCCUGCGCCCAAGUUGAUUAUCGACGCUAUUCGAACAGGCGUCGAGGAUGGACUGGAGAAGGGCUUGGAGGUCGAGGCGGCCAACUUUGCCAAGCUCGGCAUGACGAGUGAAGCCAAGGCGCUCAUGAGCAUCUUUUUCGGCCAGACUGCGCUCAAGAAGAAUCGCUAUGGCAAGCCUACUAAGCCUGUGGAGACGAUGGCGGUGGUUGGGGCUGGACUGAUGGGUGCAGGGAUUGCACAAGUCUCAGCGGCGAAGGGCGUGCGGGUGCUGCUGAAAGAUCGCGAUGCCGUAGCUGCGGCGAAGGGGGAAGAUUAUGUGCGCAGCAAUCUCGAGAAGAAGGUGAAGCGCAAACGCAUGAGUGUGUACGACCGCGACAUCGUGAUGGCGAACGUGGUGCCGCUGUCUGACGAAGAUGAGGUUUGGAAGACGCACAUGAAGAAGGCAGAUCUUGCGAUCGAGGCUGUUUUUGAGGACUUGACGCUCAAGCAUCAUGUUCUGUCGGAUCUGGAGAAGUACGUGUCGAAGGAGUGUGUGAUUGCGACGAACACAUCGGCUCUGUCGAUCGCUGACAUUGCGUCGGCUUGCAAACGCCCAGAAAACGUGAUUGGUAUGCACUACUUCUCGCCUGUCCCAAGCAUGCCGCUGCUAGAAAUCAUUCCUCACGCGGGCACGAGCGAUGCCACUGCAGCGAAAGCUGUUGACUUGGGACUGCGUCAAGGCAAGACAGCUAUUGUGGUCAAGGACGUGCCGGGCUUUUACGUAAACCGCUGCCUCGGCCCAUACAUUGCUGAGACGUUGGCCCUUGUUGGGGAUGGCGUCGACCCGGAGAAGCUCGACAAGCUCAUGGUUUCAUGGGGCCUGCCCGUAGGUCCCAUCACUCUUGCUGACGAGGUAGGUCUCGACGUGGCCUACCACGUCAACCAGACGCUGUCAAAGGCGCUUGGCGUCCGCAUGGAGGGAGGCGAUGCAAAGCUGUUCGAAGAAAUGAUUGGACAGGGCUUUUUGGGCAAGAAGUCGGGCAAAGGCUUUUUCGUGCAGCCUCCCACGGGCAAGAAGACGAAGAAGACCAUAAAUGCUGGUGCCAUGGACCUUGUAAAGAAGUUCCAAAAGACUGAUCUCAAGCUGAGCGACGACGACACUGUGAACCGACUCAUCUCGCGCUUUGUCAACGAGGCAGUUUUGUGCGUGCAAGACGACAUAAUCGCGUCCCCUUCGGAGGGCGACAUUGGCGCUGUGUUCGGCAUUGGCUUCCCCCCUUUUAUCGGCGGGCCGUUCCGUUAUGUUGACAAAGUGGGUAGCACCCAGUUUACGGAGAUGAUGCAGCGCUUUGCCGAUCAAUAUGGCGAGCAGUUUUCCCCGGCGCCGCUGCUGCAAGACAUGGCCAAGACCAACAAGAAAUUCCACAAGAAUUAG
Molecule: messenger RNA, 2235 nt
Organism: Hyaloperonospora brassicae
Lineage: Eukaryota; Oomycota; Peronosporomycetes; Peronosporales; Peronosporaceae
Source: the annotation of a GenBank genome assembly